GCACGCGGUUGUUAUGGAGACCGGUGGGCGCGGCGGAGAGCUUCGCAGAGCUGCCUUCUCCCGCAACCAGGCAAGAUGCUCCGUGGAGGCUGUAAAGCCUCUGAAAGGCGAAGACACUUGAGCGAUCAACUCAGCUGGCAGCAAGACCAGGCGCUGAGCAGCAACAUUUACCUUCUGCGCGAGAUCGGCCCCACCGGCUUCCUGCUGAGGGAGGAGGAGCCGGAGAACAGGGAUUUCCGAGUUUUUCUAGGAAAUCCUCAUGUUUGUAACUGCUCCACAUUUUUGAAAGGAGAGGAGCUUUGUAAGCAUAUAUGUUGGAUCUUGUUGAAGAAAUUCAAGCUUCCAAGGAGUCAUGAAUCUGCUUUACAGUUAGGUCUCGUGGAAGGAGAAAUUGACGACUUACUUCGGGGGAUACAUAGACUUCAAACACCCCAACGUGAAAUGAAAGAUGAAAAUGUGCAUGUUGAAGAAGAUGGGUGUGUUAAACAGAAGGAAAUUGGUUCAGAGGAUAUCUGCCCUAUUUGUCAAGAAGUGCUUUUAGAGAAAAAACUUCCUGUCACUUUUUGCAGGUUUGGCUGUGGCAAUAGUGUUCAUAUAAAAUGCAUGAAGAUCUUAAUGAAUUAUCAAGACAUGAUAUCGACCACAUCGAUGUUAAAAUGUCCUCUAUGUAGGAAAGAGUUUGCACCAUUAAAACUAAUUUUAGAGGAAUUCAAAAACUCUGGCAAACUUAUGACUACAGCUGAAAGAGAGCGACUAGACAGACACCUUGGAAUUCCCUGUAAUAACUGUAAACAGUUUCCAGUUGAGGGGACAUGUUAUAAGUGCACAGAAUGUAUAGAAUAUCACUUAUGCCAGCGAUGUUUUGAUAGCUGCUGCCAUCUUUCUCAUUCAUUUACUUUUCGUGAGAAGAGAAAUAAAAAGUGGAGAUCAUUAGAAAAAAGAUCAGAUGAUAUUGUAAAAUGCAUAGAUAUUCAAAAAGAGAUAGAAGAAAAGAUGCCACAUUUUAAAGAAAAGCAAGGCCAGGUUUACACACCAAAACACGUGGUAAAAUCACUGCCUCUUUUACUGAUCACAAAGAAUAGUAAGCUGCUUGCUCCAGGCUACCAAUGUCGACUUUGUUUGAAGGCAUUUCGUCUUGGCCAAUAUACAAGACUGCUACCAUGUGCUCACAAGUUUCAUAGGAAAUGUAUUGACAGUUGGUUAUUCCACAAAUGCAAUUCAUGCCCUAUUGAUGGACAAGUUAUAUUUAAUCCUUUAAUCUGGAAAGAUAAAGCAGUGAAUGGACGCUCACAUCCACCUGUCUCAAGUAUGGAUAUCACUCAUCUGUCAAAAGAGGAGGAACCAGAACUAUUUAUUCCUGGCACCAAAUUAGUCUUAAAACAAAAUAGACAUGGGAUUUUACCUUGCACACCUCAGUGCAAUUCUGAAAAGUUGAAGACACCCCAAAGUCCAACAGAAACCUAUCAAAAUACAAAAAUAGAUGAACUAAAUUCUAUCAAAUCAGAAGAUUCAAUUUCAAGAAAAUUAAUCUAUGAAUAUAAAAUAAGCCAACAUUUCCCCAGGUAUCUUCAAGACUUGCCCUCUAGAUCCUAUGGGAAAAUUUCAUCUCAAACAUUCCUUCCUUCUAUUGAUCACAAGAAUGUUACAUGUCCCACUGCAAAGGAAAGUUCAUGUAUCAAUAAAAAAUUCCAUUCUGGUCAAAGUCAUAAAAUGAACAAAGACUGUAAAAGUAAUAGCAAACUAAACAAUCUUGAUACUAAAAUAAAAGAUGGCAACAGGCGAUCAAAUACAUUAUUUUCAGAAGAUUUAAAUCUCAUUGUCAGUUGGGGUACAACAAAUCUUAGUUUGGCUAAAAGGUGUAAUAAUUGUUUGGGGAGGGUUAGACAUCUGUCAUCUGUCAAGAAGGCCUGUAGCUCACCCUUUAAAUACAAAAACUACUGAGAUAGCUUUAAUAUUGGAAGGAGUUCAGUUAUGAAAAUAUGUCUUUGGCUAAUAUCAAAAAACAUUUGAAUAUUGAGCACAAAAUAUUUUAUUUAUAGAACAUGAAGACUAUACACUUGACAAAUGUAUAUAGAAUUCUCUGUUGUCAUUUUGUCUGCUUGUCUAUGAAUAACUAAACUUAAAGGAAAUGACCCCAUUCCUUAUAAGACUGAAGGCUUUAGGUGUCUUGAUAAGUAUGUUGAAAUUGCUAUGAAUUAUGAAUAAUUGUAGAACUUUUAUAUCUGAUUUUACAUUGAUUAAAAAACUUCAAAUUAAAGAAAUAUAUUUUCCUUGCUUUUAAGAAACUAUUUUCAAAUAUUCUGUUCAAUAAAAUAUAACAUGCAGGGAUUCUAUUUAGAUAGCUGUGUUUUUUAUAUUUCACUUUUAUUUUUUAUUUAACAUUGGUUUGUGACAUUAUAUAGGUUUCAGGUAUACAGACUUUUAUAUCAACAUUUGUAUAUACUAUUCUCAUUACCAAAAAGUGAUUACUCUACAGUUGGCCCCUUUUAUCCAAUUUACCCACCCCACUUCCCCCUUCCUGUUUGGUAACCACUGUUUUCUUCAUGUAGUCUGUUUGUUUUUGUUUGUUUUUGUUAGUUCAUUUGUUUAUCAAAUAUGAGUGAAAUCAUAUGGUAUUUGUCUUUCUCCAUCUGAUUCAUUUCCCUUAGCAUAACACACUUUAAGUCCAUCCCAUAUUGUUGCAAAUGAUAGAAUUUCAUUUUUUUUUAAUGAUAGCUGAAUGGUAUUCCAUUAUGUGUAUUGUAUAUGCCAAAUCUUCUGUCUCCAUCUAACACACUUACAUUGUUUCCAACUCUUGAUGCUGCAAUGAAUGUAGGGAUACAUAUAUUUCUUUAAUCUAAUGUUUUGGGUUUUGUUUUGUUGUUUUUGUUUGUCUUUCUGUUACAUACUUAGUAGUGGGAGAACUGGAUCAUAUGGUAUUUCUUUUAACUUUUGGAGGAAUAUACAUACUGUUUUCCAUAAUAACUGUACCAGUGUACAUCCCCACCAAUAGUGUGUGAGGGUUCUUUUCUCUUUGCAUCCUUGCCAGCAUUUGUUGUUUCUUGUCAUUUUGAUCAAAGUCAUUCUCAUGAGUAUGAGGCAAUAUCUCAUUGUUUUGAAUUCUAUUGCCUUAAUAAAAAUGGAUGCUGAACUUCUUUUCAUGUUUCUAUUGACCAUCUGUAAUUCCUCUUGAAGAAGCAUCUAUUCAGAUCCUCUGCCCAUUUAUUAUUUGGUUUGCUUUGUUGUUGUUGAUGAUGAAGAUGAGUUUUAUUCACUCUAUGUAUUUUUAUGUUAACCCUUUACCAGAUACAUACUUUAAAAAUAUCUUUUCCCAUUCAUUAAAUUGCUUGUCAUUUUAAUAAUGACUUCUUUCACUAUACAGAAACUUUUUAAUUUGAUGUAAUCCCAUAUGUUUACUUUUGCUUUUGUUUCUUUAGCCACUGAGUUGUAAUCACAAAGACACGACUAAGGCUAAUGUCAAAGAGCUUGUCACCUGUAUUUUCUUCUAUGUACUUUAUGGUUUCAGGUAUUAUAGUUAAGUCUUUAGCCCAUUUUGAGUUAAUUUUUGUGUAUGCUGUAUUACAGUGGUCUAGUUUCAUUCCUUUGCAUGUGAUCAUUUUACCUAAAGCAAUAUAUGGAUUCAAUGCAAUCCCUAUUAAAAUCCCAAUGACAUUCUUCAAAGAAAUAGAGCCAAAAUAUCGUAACUUAUGUGUAACUUAAAAAAACUUGAAUAUUUUUAAUAAAUCCUGAAGCGGGGGACAAAAAUGGAGGUAUCAGAUUCCCCAACUUCAAACUAGAAAGUGAUAAUAGUCAAAAUAGUAUGAUAUUGUGGGAAAGGAAGACACACAGACCAGUAACACAGAAUAGAACUCAGAAAUAAACCCCCACAUAUAUGGAGAAUGAAUUUAUGACAAAGGAGAUAAGAGCAUAAAAUGAAGUAAGGGCAAUCUCUUCAUAAUGGUGCUGAGAAACUGGACUGCCACAUGCAAAUGAAUGAAACUGGGUCACUAUCUUACUCUAUGCAUUUUUUUGUGUACUAAUAAUUACAGUAAACCUAUAGUAAUAUCCUGAUGGUGGUUUUCUUUUUACUUAAUUUCCUUAAAGGCAUUUUCUUAUACAUCAAAUGAAAAUAAAAUAAAUUCUCUGUUAUGCCACAUUAGUAUCUGUAACAUAACUAUUGCCAAAUUCUUUGACACAAUCAAUAUUAAAGCAUGUGCAUUAUUUUUAAAGAUAUU
Molecule: messenger RNA, 4214 nt
Organism: Talpa occidentalis (Iberian mole)
Lineage: Eukaryota; Metazoa; Chordata; Mammalia; Eulipotyphla; Talpidae
Gene: ZSWIM2
Product: zinc finger SWIM-type containing 2
Exons: 9
Coding region: 76-1941 (621 amino acids)
Molecular function (GO): zinc ion binding; ubiquitin protein ligase activity
Source: RefSeq, a predicted model, not a curated record